AUGAAUGAAAAAGGGUUGACAUUUUCUAGAAAAGAUAAGUAGAUUGGUUAAAGAAUGGAAGUAUUAUUUGAUUAUUUACUUCAAUAUCAUCCAAAACUUAAAUCUUAAAACUUUUAGCCCAACCCAUUAUUUGUGAGUUUUAUAUCUGUUGCUGCAAAUGGAGAGUAUAGAAAAUCCAAGAUAGAUAUAAAUUACAAUUACUAAAUUUGA
Paramecium tetraurelia is the source of this 210-nucleotide messenger RNA. RefSeq lists its product as uncharacterized. The record is from RefSeq and is a predicted model, not a curated record. The transcript has a single exon. NCBI's taxonomy places the organism in Eukaryota, Ciliophora, Oligohymenophorea, Peniculida, Parameciidae.